Molecule: messenger RNA, 1035 nt
Organism: Didymosphaeria variabile
Lineage: Eukaryota; Fungi; Ascomycota; Dothideomycetes; Pleosporales; Didymosphaeriaceae
Exons: 1
Coding region: 1-1035 (344 amino acids)
Source: RefSeq, a predicted model, not a curated record
AUGUCUUCCACUCUUCUCAAGCUUGUUGCCCUUGCGGCCACCGCCGCCGCUCACGGCACUGUUACUGGCAUUGUUGCCGAUGGCACCUACACCAAGGGCUUCGACCUCCAGUACUACUACAUGAUCCAGAAUGGUCAGACUCCUCCUGCGACCCCUGGAUGGUACGCCGAGAACCUCGACAACGGCUUCGUCUCCCCUGACGCCUACACCACUUCCGACAUCGUCUGCCACAAGAACUCCAAGGCUGCCACUUCCUCUGCCUCCGUUAAGGCUGGUGGAUCCGUCGACUUCCAGUGGUCUGCUUGGCCCGAAUCCCACGUUGGUCCCAUGAUCACCUACGUCGCCAAAUGCGAUGCCGACUGCGCCGAUGCCGACAAGACUGCCCUUAAGUGGGUCAAGAUCGACGAGGCUGGCUACACUGACGACUGGGCAUCCAACAAGAUGAUUGCCAACAACAACACCUGGAGCGUCACCGUUCCCUCCACCCUCGCCGCUGGCAACUACGUCUUCCGCCACGAGACCAUCGCGCUCCACGGCGCUGGCUCCGAGAACGGUGCCCAGAACUACCCCCAGUGCUUGAACAUCGAGAUCACUGGCGGCGGUUCUGACAGCCCUGAGGGUACCCUCGGUACCGCUCUGUACACCCCCACCGACGCCGGUAUCCUGUACAGCCCCUACUCUGGCGACAACACUGGCUACAAGGUCCCCGGCCCUGCUCUGUACGGCUCUGGCUCCGACAGCGGCUCUGGCAACAGCACCACGCCCGCUACUCCCGUCUCUUCCUCCCCUGCUGCCUCCGCCUCUGCCUCCGCCCCGGCUGCCUCUGCCUCAGCUUCUGCUCCCGCCUCCUCUACCGUCCCGGUCGCGACUGCCACCCCCACCGUCGCUGACGUCGCUCCCUCUGCUACCGCCACCGCUGGUGCUGGCUCCGGCCUUGCUAAGACCUUCACUGUGUCUACCUUCAUCCAGUGGCUCGAGGAGCAGAGCGCGUCUGCCGCCAAGGCCAAGGCUCGCCGCCACGCCCGCGACUUUUAA